Molecule: messenger RNA, 2313 nt
Organism: Larimichthys crocea (large yellow croaker)
Lineage: Eukaryota; Metazoa; Chordata; Actinopteri; Sciaenidae
Gene: adss2
Product: adenylosuccinate synthase 2
Exons: 13
Coding region: 153-1568 (471 amino acids)
Biological process (GO): IMP metabolic process; 'de novo' AMP biosynthetic process
Cellular component (GO): cytoplasm
Molecular function (GO): GTP binding; adenylosuccinate synthase activity
Source: RefSeq, a predicted model, not a curated record
UAUGAACUACGCAUGUGCAGGGGGGCAGCUCCUCACUCAGUCACUCAGUCCUCUCUCGGCUGGAUUUGGUGCAGCAGCAGCAGUAGCACGGCACGGCACGGCACGGCAAGACAGGGGCGCACAAGUAGUCAGCUAGCAGCGACCCAAGUGAAAUGUCGGAAAGUGGGAGUCAGGAAGCAGCAGCAGCCUCCACAGGAGCAGGAGCAGGAGGAGGAGGAGGUGCCGCUAACGGCAGCAGCGACAGCCCCACGAAAGGAGCACCUAGACCGGCUGUGGGCAACAAAGUGACCGUGGUGCUCGGAGCUCAAUGGGGCGACGAGGGGAAGGGAAAAGUUGUCGAUCUCCUGGCACAAGACGCGGACAUGGUGUGCAGAUGUCAGGGCGGCAACAACGCAGGACACACGGUGGUGGUCGACUCGGUGGAAUACGACUUUCACCUCCUCCCCAGCGGCAUCAUCAACCCCAAGGUCACCGCCUUCAUUGGCAAUGGCGUAGUGAUCCACCUUCCAGGCUUGUUUGAAGAGGCUGAAAAGAAUGAACGCAAAGGAAAAGGUCUAAAAGACUGGGAGAAACGGUUGAUCAUCUCAGACAGAGCACAUAUUGUGUUUGACUUCCACCAAGCGGUUGAUGGCGUUCAAGAACAGCAGAGACAAGAGCAAGCAGGCAAGAACCUCGGGACAACAAAGAAGGGGAUUGGUCCAGUGUACUCAGCCAAGGCAGCACGUAGCGGCCUCAGGAUAUGUGACCUCUUAGCUGACUUCACUCAGUUCUCUGAAAGGUAUAAAGUGUUGGCCCAGCAGUACAAGGCUAUGUACCCCACUCUGGAGAUUGACAUAGAAGGAGAGCUGGUCAAAUUAAAGGACUAUGUGGAGCGGAUCAAGCCCAUGGUUAGAGACGGGGUGCACUACAUGUACGAGGCUCUUCACGGUCCUCCUAAUAAGAUCCUGGUGGAAGGAGCCAACGCAGCGCUGCUGGACAUAGACUUUGGUACGUAUCCGUUUGUGACAUCGUCCAACUGCACAGUGGGCGGGGUUUGUACGGGUCUGGGAAUGCCACCUCAGAACGUCGGGGAGGUUUACGGCGUGGUCAAGGCGUACACCACCAGAGUCGGCAUUGGAGCUUUCCCCUCAGAGCAGAGCAACGACAUCGGAGAGCUACUUCAGACUCGGGGGAAGGAGGUGGGCGUGACCACAGGCAGGAAGAGGCGAUGUGGUUGGCUGGAUUUGGUGCUCAUCAAAUAUGCACACAUGAUUAAUGGCUUCACCGCUUUAGCUCUCACCAAGCUGGACAUACUUGACGUCUUCACUGAGAUCAAAGUGGGUGUAGCGUACAAAGUCGACAAUCAAAUUAUACCUCACUUUCCAGCCAAUCAGGAGGUGUUGCAGCGUGUGGAGGUCCAGUAUGAGACCCUCCCAGGCUGGAACAGCGACACCUCGGCUGCAAGAAGCUUCGAGGAGCUGCCUGAGAACGCCCAGAAAUAUGUCCGCUUUGUUGAGGAGAACGUGGGAGUGCCUGUCAAGUGGAUCGGAGUGGGCAAGUCUCGGGAGUCCAUGAUCCAGCUGUUCUAGACGAAGAGGAAACGCAAGCAAAGAGGAUGCACAGCAGCGAAUCAACUGAACCCUUCUUCCCCUCGCCAAACACUCACACACACACAGCCUACCUACCUGUCUCGACUCUCCGACAAAGACAUGACUGAUCGUGUCUGUUCUUAAUGCUUUAUCACUCUGUCAUUGGACUGUCCCAUGUUACAGACCAGAUCUCUCUGGAUCAGACUCCCAUUAGACUGACCUCCCUGUAUGAAUGGUACUCAGUGUCUCCAUCUGGAUUUUUAACAGUUUAAACCUUUUAAGAUAACACUUCUGCGGUCACAUCCCUCUUUUAAUUUGUCCCCAUUUAUACUGUAGCCAUUUACUUCAGAGGUAACACUCGGCAACACCAGCUGCCAUCAGGUCUGAAAGAGGACACGAGGGAACGGACUCAGCACACACACAAACACAAACAAACACACACUGACGCAGACGCGGGAUCACUGCCCGCAGGAACUGUCCACAGACGUUUGGUUGGUCAAACUUUUAAGUGUAUGUUUGUUCAUCUAUGCUGUGUUUUAAAUGGGCUGUGCCAGUCUGGUGUAAAUCAGUUAAAAAAAGUUUUAACCUCGGCACUUUAGAUGCUUUGGACUAUAUCUGCUUUAUGUUUUAUUCUGCCAGGUUUACGGUACAUCCUGACAUGAUAAAGGGAUCCUUUAAUAUUUGUAAUGUGUCUUUUUGUGUUUGGUUUUUUGUCGUCAGAUGACAGAUGUUUGGAGUAAAGACC